Molecule: messenger RNA, 648 nt
Organism: Giardia duodenalis
Lineage: Eukaryota; Fornicata; Diplomonadida; Hexamitidae
Product: Cytochrome b5-like Heme/Steroid binding domain-containing protein
Exons: 1
Coding region: 1-648 (215 amino acids)
Molecular function (GO): protein binding
Source: RefSeq, a predicted model, not a curated record
AUGAAUCGACACGUAUACUACACAAAGGAAGACGUCGCGCAGCACUGCACGGCAGAUGAUUGCUGGAUUUCGCACCAUGGGCGAGUCUUUGACUACACAUCUAUCAUCAAAUCCAACCCAGCCAAUCUCGUUGAAAGCAUUGUCCGCGCUGCAGGCGGAGACAUAACGUCAUGGUUUAAUCCUGCGACAGGAGACCCCUUUAUUAUGGAGGACCCCGUCACCGGGGAGAACCUCUAUCGACACCCGAAUGGGCUCCCACUGCUUCAUUCUUGUAUACCCUACCCGGCGAUGGACAUGCCCGUCCCGCCUGAAACUCCGUGGUGGAGGGAUAGUAGAUAUGAGAUAGGUCUACUGAGCAAGAAUUCGCGGCCACUUGAAAUUCUAAACACCCUCACAGAGCAUCGGCACAUGAUUACUGUCCCCGAGGAAGAGACGCUUGCAGAGAUUGCUGCGCGGUACUCUCGGUUUAAUUCUAUUGCACUGACUGGGUACCGGUGGAAGUACCUUGGAGAGGAUCUGCACAUGGACAAGACACUGACGGAAAACGGGAUCAAGGACGAGAGAGACGUCUACCUGAAGCUCAACUGGCCUCAAUCUGAGUGGUAUACGCCAUGUAUAACGCUUAUCUGGAAAGAUGAGCUUAUUUAG